AUGCGGAGAAUUGUGUUCGUUAUCAAUGCCGCGGCUUUAAAAGCUCCCACGACGAUCUCCAUGAUACGGUAUGUGUUGUGUCUGCUCUACAGUGCCAGCAGAGAACUCUCACUCAUGGCAAAGCUUCCAGUGCUCGUCACUCUUCUACCAGCAGUGUUAUCAGCAGCAGCAGCAGCGCUCUCUUCGUCUCUAACAUCUCCAGAAAGCUUCCAAGCUCCGUCCCGAGUGAAGUUUUACAUGCAAGACAGGCAGCUGAUCGCGAACAGCACCGGGGUUGUAGUCGCGGCACAGGGUGGCAAUCUCACGCUCUACGGCUUUGGAACUCUGAUCGUCAUGGACGAUCCACUCACGGAGACUCCCUGCAACGAUUCCAGGCUUGUGGGACGCGGGCAGGGCAUGUACCUGGUGGAGUCGAGGUCCGACUUUCAUUUGCUCGUCUCCUACUCGGCGUUUCUUGAGACUUCCAGCUACAACGGGAGCUUGGUGUUCCAUGGCUCGUACAAGGCGCUCCAGUCCCCGAGAGAGCUUCCAGUGAUCGCCGGGACGGGGGACUUUAGAGGAGUCCAGGGAUACGCGAUUGUCACCACUGCUGUGGAUCAUGGAUUGUACGUGGUGCUCCAAGUGGACUGCUACUUGACUCAAAGAAUGUAG
Selaginella moellendorffii is the source of this 651-nucleotide messenger RNA. Its product is annotated as dirigent protein 1. Lineage: Eukaryota; Viridiplantae; Streptophyta; Lycopodiopsida; Selaginellales; Selaginellaceae. Bases 1 to 651 code for a protein of 216 amino acids. The transcript has a single exon. The record is from RefSeq and is a predicted model, not a curated record.